This is a messenger RNA of Cladocopium goreaui, 11439 nucleotides long. The record is from the annotation of a GenBank genome assembly. Lineage: Eukaryota; Dinophyceae; Suessiales; Symbiodiniaceae.
AUGCAUCUUUCGCAUUGCACUCUAGGGGCUGCUCUGUGUGAGGUCAAGUGCGAGCCGGAUGAAGCUGUGCUGGCGAUGAACACCGACUACUUCAUCGAGGGGUCUCCCUUGAAGCGCUUUGAAAAGGUGCAGUUCGUGUGCCUUUGGGACUUUGAGCGCGCGAAGACGGACCAGGAUGCCACAACGUUGUUCCGGGACUACAUCAAUCCCUACUUCCGGAGCAAAAACUCCCAGCAGGUCACGAGCAUUUUGGCCCUGCACGAGCGAUUGCCCAUCCAGAACAUGGAAUUCCAGGUGAUGGCAGCUGAACCCAUCCCUCCCGAGAUUGGCAUCGUGGAUCUGAACACCGUGGUCUAUGUCGAUUGGGACAACACGCCCGAAUUUUCGAAGAUCCACUUUGUGCCCUUCCAAGACACCCUACCAGCUGCGUAUGAAUACGAUGUCUUCAAUGACUACCUGAAGCCAUAUCUGACAAGGAACAAACUUCAGAACUUUGGUGUCAACGACCAUUUCACCUUCCAGGGUGUGCAGUUCAAAGUGGUGUGCUGCGAGCCACGGGGACCUGCACGAAUUGGUAAGAACACCACCAUCUUUUGCGAAGGAGUACUUCACCCAUCACUGAGGAAUCUUCUCCCUCCAGAAAUGAUUGAACAGCUUCAAACUCUUCCCCCCGGCCUUCAGAUGAUGUUGCUAAACACAGAGGCCAUUGCUGGAGGCUAUGAAGAACGGCUCAUUGAGGUCCAGGACAUCUUGUCUCGGCGGCAUGGCAUGCAGCAGGAACACAUUGAGCGCAUCCCCACACAGAGGUGGAACCCGGAAACGGACCACAAUGGACAGACCACGUGCAUGGUGUGCCUCAAUUCUUUCGAGGCUUCCAAUGAGGUUCGACAGCUGCCAUGUGGCCACGUGUUCCACGUGCAAUGCAUCGAUCAAUGGUUGCGGCGUUGCACCGACUGCCCAAUCUGCAAGACCAACGUGGACAGGGCCGCUAUGCAGCUGUCAAAGAACGAGCUGCGCAGGCGCCUGGAGGCCGUGGGCCACCGUCCCCAGUCCGCGCGCUCCGAGCGGCCGGGCUCCGCGGCGCGUUCGGCACGGUGUACGACGCCGCGGCCGGAGAAUCCAUCGCGGCUGCAGGUGGCCGACGCGCAGCGACUUAUCGAGUCAGUCUGUGGGAAGAAGAGCGACCUACGCGACUCUCGGCGACAGAGUCUCCAAUCGGCAGGCAGCUUGCCAGCCGUGGAGACACAGGACGCGGGACGGGGCCCAUCUACCUCUGCUGGAAGAGCCGCUCAGCCUCGUUUCGGAUUCGCCUUGGAAGUUGGAGCAGAUGGGUUCGACGAGUUUCAGGAGAGCGGCAGCCGCAGCUCGCGUCGCAGCGACGACCGCGACGACCGCGAGCUGCCGGCCUUCGAUGUGUUCCUGGAAAUUCUGAGAGGUGCCAGCCUGGAGAAUCGAGCCGAGGUCACUGAGGUGUUGGGCCAAGAAUUUGUUUAUGUUCGAAAAGUUUGUGGACCAAAUGGACCCUACCAGAUGGAAUUGAUGCCUUUCCAAGAAGUUUCGCUGGCGAGUUACACCACUUUGAGCCCCGCGGGACUCUCGCACUACGUCAACGGCGUUCCCGUGAGCUUUGUGCCGCUUCAACGCUGGCUCAACGAACGCGAAUCAUACCGAGCCCUGCGGAAGCUGCGAUUCUUUCAGGACUUCCCGGCACAGAAAGCCUUCAUCAGUUGGCGAAGCGCCGGUCGCCGGGGACGAAUGGCGAAAGCGGGGAAGGCGGUGGGGGAACGGGUCUUCCAGCUACAUCUCUGGUUUCGUAACACCUACCUGACGAUGCGGCGGAUGUUCCAAGACUUCGCCAACGUCCGCAUUUUGCGCAGCUACUUCGCGCAGCCGCAGACCUUGGCCGAAUUCCAAGUGGCCCAGGAGAACUGGCAGCACGACCUCUUCCAACGGGCACAACAACAGGCCCAAAAAGUCAGAUCCGAAGUCUUCGGGAUGUUCGUGCAGGUGGUGGAGAGCGUCCGGCGAGAGACGCGUCGAACAGAUUUCACGCUGGCCACCCUGGGCAAAAGCACAGGUGUCCACCCGGUGCCGGGCAUCAUCCGCGCCGGCAUGCCCAAAGACGAUAGUGACGCCCUGGAGACCUUGGGAUUUGCCAAGGACGUGAGUUUCCCUCAACGCUCCCAGCUGCGUUUCGAGUGUGCGCGGCUCCUGCGUUUCGCACGCUUCGUGGAUCUGCUGAUUGCAGAGACCCUGGUGGAACUCAUGCAGCUGUCUGUGGUGGAGAUCACCUUCAACAUCCGUGAACGGCCGCCGAAGGAGGCCAAAAUCCAAGGACUACCAGCGUCCGAUGAGGGAUGGCAUGGCCAUUUGAUCUUCAAGGUCAAGGGUGACCUGUGUUUGAAUCAAGAUCAGAAGUGCUUCACUUGGAAUCUGACCCCGGAUGCCGCAACGCUCUUCGCAGAGUUCAUGUCCUGGCUGCGGAGGGGAUGUGGCCUGGCCAACUUCUUCGUGCAGUUGGCCACCUGUCCGGAACUAGAAGCCUACCGAUACAUCAUGCGAUCUGGUGCCAUGAAGAACUACAGCGACUGGCAACCGGCCUUUGUUGCGGAGCUGGACGGGAAACUCUUCGACAGCCUCGUGGCUCAGGAGGCCUGGCAGCAGAGCACUGGGCGAUUGGCGAAGACUUUGGAGAAAGCUUUUGAGGACGUCCAAACCAGGUUCAAACAGUACGACUCGCAUCUCCAGUGGUGUUACAAAUGUCAACACAGCGACAUUCGCGCCGUGGUCCAAUCCCUGUGGAAUUCCGCGGAGUUGGGAGAGCUGAACCAGAUGCUGCACGACUAUCGGGAAGGUUUGUUGAGCUUGGAUCAGAUCCCCAGCAAACAUUCCGUGCGUCCCUUGGAAGUCGAGAUUUCGGGAGCCAUCGCCGAACUGAAAGCCUCCGGGACGAGGUGCUUGGCGGAACUGGAGGAGGAGCUGCCGGAGAUCCUCUUCCGCUGCGCGGAGCACGUCUCCCAUUGGAUCUCCAACAAGUCCAGUCAACUGACGGAAGUGCCCAGCAGCCUGGCCGAGUUCGUUUCGGAUCUUAUGGUGCUGCAGGACGUGAAGAUGGAAGUCUCCAAGCAGUCGGAUUUCUUGGAUCGCUUGGCGAAAAUGGCCAUCAUCCUGGACGAUCACAGGCUCUUCGUUCGGCAAGCGAUUCAGGCCAAGUGCACCCAGGUGCCACGGAGCUUCCUGGACUUCGAACACUUGACCCAGGAGAAACGACAACAGGUGGAGGAGCUUCGCAGCGGCUUCGUGGAGGUCUUCGUGGCUUCGCUCGCGGACUUGGCGUCCGAGGUGGAGCUCUUCGUGUCGGAGGAAAAGGUCUUGGAUCCUGACCUGCUUCAACUUUCCGAGAAUUUCGGUUCCGGCCUUGGAGAAGGGAAAGACGAGGUGGAAGACAAACUGAAGCAGUUGUCAAAGUUGGAGAAGUAUUUGAACGAAUUGCAAGAACGGCAUGACACCUACGUCCACUAUCAGGAGGUCAUCGCAGCGAAGGAGAUCACCCCAGAGCAACUGCCUGAUUUAAGCAACGCCUGGCUGCAGAUGCAACGACGGUUGGAUGUUUGGUGGACCUUCGAUGAUUGGCAGCGGAAGUGUAAUGAAUGGCUUCCAGCAGACCUCUUGGGAGUGGACCUGAUACAAGUGGCGACAGAGGUCACGGCGUUGUCGACCAGGGCAUCCCAGGCGCAGGAGGAUUUGCCGGAGAACCCCGUGGCCCAGGAGUUGGGCCGACAGUUGCUCUACAUUCAGGACCUGAUUCCGGUCUUGGAAGUGCUCCAAAAUCCACAUCUGCGGACACGUCACUGGACGGCCUUGUCUCAAGUGAUGUUGGACCUCGCCGUCAAAGAUGGGAAACCCCACAUCACCUUCGGUCAGGCGGCGAACUGGAAUUUGGGUGCCUCGUUGCCGGAGCUCUUGGCCAUCGCGCGACGGGCCACGCAAGAGCACUACGUGGAAGUGGCCUUGGAGAAGCUGAAAGAAACCUGGAGUGGAUUGGAGUUGCCCAUCGUGUCCAACUCCGAAGAACGAGAUACCCUGGCGGUUGACUCAUUGCAGUCUCUGUGGGAGGAGUUAGAAGAUGGCCUGGCCGUGGUGGGUGCCGCCCUGUCCUCGUCCUAUGCAGAGGUCCAUGCGGAUCGCUUGAAGCUGUGGCAGGCUCGUUUCGAGAAGGUCCAAGAGUUGUUGGACGAGAUCUGGGCCUGCCAACGUUGCUGGAUCUAUCUGGAUGACGUGCUGUCGGUGGUGGAGAAUUCCAAGAAGAUCGCCGAAGUUGCAGCGUUUCAGCAGGUGGAUUCCAACUGGAAGGCCUUGCUGCAACCCCUACAGCUGCGUCCCAACAUCGUGGAGAUCGCUUUGGAUCCACAGAGCUCUCAGAGUUUUCGACAGCUCCAUGAGGCGAUGGAAAACAUCAAAAGAGAUCUGCAGAACUUUCUGGAAUCCAAGCGCCCUGGCUACGGUGGGCGUCUGUGCCUGCUGAGUGACUCGCAGUUGCUGAAGCUCCUGGGCACGCGCUCAGAUCAAACCGUGGAACAUUUCUUGCGGCUCUGCUUCCCAGGCGUGGAGGCCUUCGCGCACUUGGACAGUGAAAUCUUCGCGCUGCGCGGGCAGGGCCUUGGGCAGGGCCUGGGGCAGGAGACGGAGCGCUUGAUGCUGUCCACUCGGGUGAAGCUGCGGAACAACGCCGAAGAGACCUUGGAAGCCAUUCAAACGGUGAUGGUCACUGCCAUGCGGCAGUCGAUCAAAGCAGCAGUGGAACAGGCUGGUAGCCAUGUGGCUGGUGCUACUGCCUGGGCUGUGGACUCUGAGUUGCCCAGCCAGGUGGUCCUCAUAGCAUGGGAGACCCUGUGGCAGAUGUCUCUUCAAGAGUCCUGGUCGGCCAAUGCCAUGGAUGGAGUGAAGGAGCAUCUCCAACGCUGGCACUCCAUUUUGCAACUCAGGCUGUUGCAACGUGCUGCUCGUGGAAGUAGCAAGUGCAACCGGGCAGCCCUGCUGUUGUUGGCCUUUCAGCACAAGCAGAGAUACCUAGAAGAGCUUCUGCACGCCAGAGCCGAUCCUUCCGACGGUUUGGAGAGUUUCGCCUUUCAAAAGGAUCUGCGAUAUGAAUACAUCAGCGAUGCCGGUGGAAAGGUCACAGUCUCUCUGCUGAAGACACAGUUUCCUCACGGUUUGGAAUAUCUUCCCAUCGAACGCUUGGUGAUUUCACCGCAGUCCGAAAGAUGUUGGAUCGCUUUGACCCAGGCUUUGAGACUUCAGAUGGGCGCGCUGCUGCGGGGCAGCGGCAAGACCGAGCUAAGCCGUGGAUUGGCCACAGCCUUUGGUUUGGCCUUCAUCUCCUAUCGCUGCAGCAGUGGCAGCAUGCCUUUGGCAACGCAAUUGGUGGCUGGUUGUGCGCAGGGUGGAUGUUGGCUGCAACUGGACGCUCUGGACCUGAUGCGGCCCGACCUGCUAGGCACUUUGGCCUUGUACUUGCGAAGGCUGCAGGAGGCCCUGCGCGCCAAACGGGAAACCCUUGAUCUCCAAGGAACCAGUCUUCCACUCAAGCCUUCCGCCAUGAUCUUUGCAACCCUUCACUGCGAGAGGCCGCUCUCCUCGGAAGCCUUGGCGUGUCUUCAGAGCCUGCGACCCGUGACGUUACCGGCGCUGCAUGUGCUGCCACUGGUGGAGGGGCUGUUGCUCUCCGAAGGCUUCAAUGAAGAACCGGAACUUGCUCGAAAGGUCGCCAGCUUCUGGAAGCAUUGGGCCGCCUUAGAGGGGAAAGAACUGGGACUCCGACUGCUGCGUGAAGUCAUCAGCAAGGCCGGCGCCCGACGUCGCCGCGUCUUUGAGACGACUUUGACCUCAGCAGUGGAGCUGGUGGAGUCCGAGAUCAUGGCAGAAAGUCUGGAGACCACACUGAAACAUAGGUUCGGAGCUUCGACCUUCGACGCUCUGAGCUGCUUCGACCGCUGCGACCUCGACCUGCGCGACGUGGACGUGGACGCGGACGCGGCGACCUCGAGCGCCGUGCAACGGCGCCUGGAGGAAUCCUUAACGUCCCACAGGGGUCUGGUGUUGCUGGGUCCUGCUGCUUCGGGCAAAAGUCAUCUGCUGGCAGAGUUCAAGGACAAAGCCUCCGAUGCAGGUGAAGUCAUGCAGAAAGCCGCCACCAUGAAUCCCGAGCUACAGAAGCUGCCGGCCAUGACGGCUGUCCGGACCUGGCACGGCAAGGCUGGUCGGAUGGAGACCUUGUCCGAAGGAUCCAGUGAUUCAGAGGGAAAAGAGGCUAUAGAGAUCCACCGCAUCUAUGCUGGGACUUGGAGCUUCAGCGAACUCUUCUCGAAGAAGGGGCCCUUGUUGCAGAGCUUCCAGGCGGAGCCGGAGCCCAGCAGUUCCUCCUUGCCCGGCGGCGUGGGAAGUUUGGUGGUCUUCGACGGGCCACUGGAUCCGUCGUGGUCGGAGCAUCUGCACCUGGCCUUGGACGAUGCCAUCUUCGCGCUGCCCGACAGCGUGGAACGGAUGCCCUUGCGACAGGACUUGAGGUUCGUCUUCGAGUGCGACGAAGUGAGCCAAGCCUCACCUGCAUUCCUCACACGCUGCGCGCUGUUGUGCCUGCCUGAAGUGGAGUUACCAGUGUUGCAGCAGCGGAUGAUGGAACAUUUGGAUCGCUUUCGAGAUGCCUUGGAGGAAACCGACUUGGCGUAUUUGAAAAGAUUGGCAGAAACGCAACUGCCAGAGGCAGUGGCAUAUUGGCAGGCAUUGCAGGAGGAGGAACAGCUUCGAGUCUUCUUUCAGACCCUCAGUGAGCUGUUGAUGGAUCUGCUAGCAUCCUGCGAAAAAGCCCUACAGCUCGCAAGCUGCAAGGACUUCAUUUUGGCCACCUGGACGAUGGCCUUAGCCUGGUCCUUAGGCUCCUCAUGUCCCGCGAAGCAGUCGGAAAUCAGCGGCUGGUGUCUGCAACGGAUGAAGCAACUGCCGGAAGCACAGCUCUAUCGGCAGAAUCUCUUCCACACGCGUUUGGAUGCCACAGCACCACACUUGCGACCCUUCGACUUGGAUGUUUCGGUGCCGUUGCCGUACAACAUGACCCGCAUCCCAACAUUGGAAAGCGAAGCGAUGCUGUGGCUGUUGAACAUUCGCCUGAGUAGUCACAACACCUUGAUCACUGGAACUUGCGGCAAGACGAUGUUGGCCCAGGAGUUUGUGUCUCAGGUCGCCCGGUCCGGGUCUACUGUUGCGGAUCUCCGUGUGGGUCGCCGCAGUUCCUCCGACAUCUUCCAGAAAGCCCUGGAACUGGAGCUCCGCCGUGACACCGCCGUGGACGCCCUGGGUGCGCUGCCGUCGAACGCUCCGCAGCGCGUGGGUUCCGGCAGCCUGGCGCUCAACGCGGGCACCGCGACGGCCGCGACGGGGACCCCGUUGCAUCGGAUGCCGUCGCACAGCGUUACGGUGGCCACGUCCUCGGCGGCCACGGCCCCCGUGGAGACCUUCCAAUCGGAGGACCUGCGCUGGGAUCGGACCGUCUCCGAAUCCGAUGGCGACAGCCGCAGAGUGCGGGUGAUCGUGGAUGAUUUGGCGAUGGCGCCCAAGAGCAACACGGGAGUGAGACCGGUGCUGGAAUUCUUGCGGCAGUUCUUGGAAACAGGUGAACUCUACGAUCGCAGCACUUGGUCUUCCCAAAAACUGGAGCCCACCCUGACGGCGUGUGCAGAGGGCAAUGCCAUCUGUGGUCGCUUGUGGCGCCACAUGGGCCUGCGCUUACGCUUGGCGGAGUGGAACAAGACGAGUUUGUUGGACCUCUAUGGAAAUCUAGUGGACACCGUCCACCAGGAGACCAUGCAACGGCAGGUGAGUAGCUCAGCCGCUCACCUGGUAGCAGCCCAUGCCUUGGGGGCGACGAUCACGGUGAGCUGCAUCCGAAAUACCCUGGAGAUCUACGACUUCGUGACGCAAAAUUUCAAGCGGAGCUGGAAAUCGCCCGGUUAUGUGUGGAGCCUCCGCGACAUCGGCCGGGUGAUGCAAGGCCUCACCCUGGCCCUGGAGAAUCCGAACUUCGCCACUGCGGAUCUGCAUCGGCUGUGGAUUCACGAAGUGUCGCGGGUCUUUGAGGAUCAGCUACAGAUGAGCAUCCACAAACAACUCUUCCAGGCAACAGUGCGAGGUCUCGUGGAGGACUUCGGUGUGAAAUGGAAACCCGAAGACAACUCUUUACGCUUCAUCAAGAGAUUGUCGGGCUCAGUGGCCAAACCCUACGAAAAAGCCAACGAGGAAGCCAUGCUCAAAACCAUGCAGGAUUGUCUUGAGGAAACCAGGCUGCGAGAGGGCCUUCGAAGUCCCUUAUUUCUGUCCAAUGAGAUGGUCAACAACCUUUGUUGUCUUUUGAGAAUCGGCGCCUUAUUUCGCAGUCACGCGCUGCUGCUGGGUCUGAAGGGCAGUGGUCGUCACACGUUGACCGCCAUGGCAACUCAUCUCCUGGAUGGCAUUCAGUUCGCCCCCAAGGAGGUCCCGUCGGAAGCGCAAUUUCGGCAGCUUCUCAAAGUGGCCUGGCGCACCUGUGGAGUGAAGCAAUGCGACUGCUUCGUGGUUUUGGAGGAUUUGUCUGAGAUCAUCGACCUCGUUUGGGCCGUGUUGGACUUGGGCCAUGUGACGGAUCUCUGCAAUCCAAUCGAAACGCACAACACGAUACGUGAGGCGCCAGACUUAGACCAGGACUCACCUUCAGCAUGGAAGAUGUUCUUGGACCGUGUUCACCACCAUUUGCACCUGGUGUUGUGCAUUUCUCCCAACAGCACCUCUCUGGCUUCGAUGCGCAGCAGCAGCCUGGACUGCAGCAGUCUCUUCCGCAGCUGCAGCGUGGUCCAUGUGGAAGCCUGGUCUGCGGAGUCCUUACAGGGCCUGGCCACCAGUGGUUUUCACCUCUCAGAGUCCUUAUCCCAUGCUGCAGCAGCGGCACAGGAGAAGGAAGGCAGCCUCAGGAGCUUCGUGGUGUUGUUGGAGAGCUACGUGGAUCUGUUGAAGGCCAAAAGGGAGCGAAACAACCAGGAGCGCGAUCGUCUCCAUGCCGCCUUGGCGCACCUCAACGCCCUGCCGUCGAUGUUGGCCGAUCUGGGCAGCAGCGUGGAGCACUUGACCCAGCGCAUCACCAAACAACGGGAGGUCUUGGUGCAGCAGCGGCAGAAAAGCGAUGACGCCCGGGCCAAAGUGAAGACCUGUAAGGAAAAAAUGAGGGAAACUGAAGAUGAUAUGGAGACUCAAGAGGAAGAGGUGAAGACUUUGAAUGCCUCCAUCAAAAGUACUUUGGAGAAUGUCCUGGCGCCGUUGCGCAACGCCACGAAAGCUUUUGAUAAGGUCGACAAGAAAGACAUCACGGAACUGCGGAACUUCGGUUCCCCUCCCAGUCUGGUGCUGAUGGUCAUGGAGCUGGUGGCGCUUCUCUUCGGAUGUCCCACCGAUUGGGCGAACGCCAAAACCCUGAUCUCGGAGAACAACUUCGGGAAACGCUUCCGGAACUUUGAGAAGGACAGCAUUCCCGAGGGUGUUGCUGCAAAGCUCAAAGCUCAGGUGAGUGAGUGCCCUCCAGCGCUGGUGGAAUCCCAGAGCAAAGCCGCCAAAUGCAUCGCCGUGUGGCUUCGGGCCUUGUCCUCCUAUGACGAUGUGUAUCGAUCUUUGGCCGAAUCCCGUGAGGAAGUGACUCGCAAGGAAGAAGAAGUCCAGGUCACGAGUCGAAAAGUCAAGCUCCAAGAGGAGGAACUGGAACGAACCCAAAAGAAGGCGGAAAAGGCGGAGGAAGAUUUUUCCAAAGCCGAAGACGACCUGAAUGUCAUUGUGGAGGAGCACGAGGCAAAGAAACAGCAGCAUAGCGUUGCAGAUCGAGUGAUGAAUAUCGAAGGACUGUCCACCACACGACCAAGAUGGGAAGAACACCUGGAAUCCCUUCGCGCCAGCUCCACGGAUUUACCCAAUGAAUGUCUCUUCGUGGCUGCGGUGAUCUCCAUGGCUCCUUUGGUGCCGGCGGAACGGGCCAUGCGACGCAAAGCUUUGGUGAAAAUCUUCCAAGAGUAUGAGUUGACUCUGACUCUGUCAACUCAAGCAUUACCCUGGGAAGAUCAAGAAGAUAGUGAUGACGACCAUGACGACCAUGACGACCAUGAGGACCAUGAGGGCGAUGAAGGCGAUGAAGGCGAUGAAGGCGAUGCAGCUUCUUCAGAAUCCGAAGGCGAUGAAUUUGAGAAUUUUCUCCCAACUUUUCUCUUGGAUCAGCUGGUGACGGAUGAAUGGCAAUCCAUGGGUCUUCCACGGGUCUUGGCUGAAUCUGCUGCCAUCGCCUCGCAUGUUCUCCGACCCCUCUGUGUGGAUCCUCAAGAACAGGCUCUAUCCUGGCUGCGGAAGAGAGUGGACUUUGUCACACACGUGGGCAGCCCCAAGUUGCCACAGGCCCUUCAGCAUUGCCAAGAAGGCCGUAGCCUAUUGCUGCUGGGGGUUACAGACCAGCUGCCAGCCUGUGUGGUGGAGUUUUACCAACCAGAGGUGGAGCAAAAAGAGCCGAAGGGCUCACCCGCGAAAUCAUCUGCCAGUCUGGGAGAAGAGGAGAAAGAUUCAAAGAGCAAGAAAGGCAAAGGCAAAAUCUUCGUGGUGACUCCAGAUCUGCCAUGGCGAUCGCUGGCGCUAUCGCCGCUGGACGUGGUGAACUUCGAGGUGGUGGAAGUGGAGCAGAUUCUGCUGCGGGCCAUGUCUAAGGAACCCCUCCAGUUGCAGGUGGCGAGUUUGAAGGAUUUCCCCAGCAACCAACGAGAAUUUCUGCAGCUGGAAGAGAAGAUCCAGCUUUUGUUGGCAGAGGGCGCCAGUCACAAAACCGGCAUCCUGGGCGAUAACGACUUGAUGUCCGAGAUCAGCACUUCGCGGUGUCGCUGCUGCGAACUACAGGAGAUGAACCAGGAGGCCCUGCUGCAGCGUCGCAACUUCCUGGAGAAACGUCGGAAUUUCCUCCGCGCCGCCCGGAGCUGUGCGACGCUCUUCCGCUCCAUGCAUCGCUUGGCACAGCUGGGUGUUGGCAGCGCGCCGUCCCUGUUUCAAAUGGAACACGCCUCUGCAGAAGCUUGCGCUACGGUGCUGAAAUCCCAAGGGCUGAUGCAAAGCUUUGGGAAGGAUUCAUCGCUGCAAGUGGCGGCCGCGUUAAUGUCCUUGAGCAAUUCGCCGUGGCUGGUGGUCUCCCGCGUCUUGCAACGCUUCAGCUGGAGUUAUUUCAGACAUCAGCAGCCCUUGCUGCUGCUGCUGCUGAUGAUGGCCUUCCAAAGCCAGCCGCAGGAGCCGUUGGAGAUGAAUUUCCUGCUGAAUCCCGAGUCAUUGAGGUCAGAGGUCUUCGAGUCAGCCGACGUCGAUGCCAGCAACACAUUGCCAGCCGCGGUACCUCGGUGA